AUGCCACAAAUUGGCUGGUAUGGCCUCGGGUCCAUGGGCCUAGCGAUGGCCUCCAAUCUACAAAGGCACCUAGCAACCAAGAAAGCGCUGGGUUUACUCUACUCCAACCGCACGAUGUCGCGCGGAGCUCCGCUGCAAGCACUGGGAGGAAUCCCAGAAACCAAUUUCUCAAAACUAGUCUCCAACUGCGGAAUCAUCUUCACGAUGGUCUCAAACGACUCAGUCCUACAAAGCCUCCUAUCCCAAGCCACAAGCUCAGGCCACUCCCUAAAGGACAAGAUCUUCGUCGAUUGCUCAACAGUGCACCCAGAAACCGUGAGCACAGCCGUAUCAGACCUCAAAGCCAAGAGCGCAUCGUACGUAGCAGCGCCCGUCUUCGGUGGGAAUCCUAUUGCCGUAGACGGCAAGCUGGUCUUUGCAAUUGGCGGUCCUCGUCAUGCAACAGAGGUAGUUAGGCCUUUGAUCCAGGAUGUGAUGGGUCGCCGGGUGAUUGACUGCGGCGAAGACGCGACCAAGUCCUCGCUUCUCAAGAUUGCCGGUAAUAUCGUUACGGUUAAUAUGAUGGAGGCUGUUGGCGAGGCGCAGGUUUUUGCUGAGAAGACUGGGCUGGGGACUGGGCCUAUGGAGGAGCUUAUUGGGGAGGCAUUUGGGCCUGUUGCUGGGGGUUAUUCUAAGAGGUUGACUACUGGUGCUUAUGCGCCGUCUUUGGACUCUCGUCCUGGGUUUGGUGUCUCGCUCGCUAUCAAGGAUGCUAGACAUGCUAUGGCAAUGGCUGAGGAGCGGGGCGUUCAGCUUCCUGGUCUUGAGCUUGCUCGUGCUAAUAUGGAGGCUGCUAGGGAAUAUGGUGGUGAGUGUCUUGAUAGCAGUGCCAUGUAUGGAACAUUGCGACAGAAGGCUGGGUUGGAGUUCUGGAAUGAGAAGAGUAGGAAAGAAUAG
Penicillium canescens is the source of this 936-nucleotide messenger RNA. RefSeq names its product NAD(P)-dependent oxidoreductase. The coding region runs from base 1 to 936 and encodes 311 amino acids. The record is from RefSeq and is a predicted model, not a curated record. The transcript has 4 exons. NCBI's taxonomy places the organism in Eukaryota, Fungi, Ascomycota, Eurotiomycetes, Eurotiales, Aspergillaceae. Gene Ontology annotation, molecular function: NADP binding; oxidoreductase activity, acting on the CH-OH group of donors, NAD or NADP as acceptor; NAD binding.